Molecule: messenger RNA, 1298 nt
Organism: Paralichthys olivaceus (Japanese flounder)
Lineage: Eukaryota; Metazoa; Chordata; Actinopteri; Pleuronectiformes; Paralichthyidae
Source: RefSeq, a predicted model, not a curated record
CCUCAGAGAGAGGGAGAGAGAGAGAAAGUGAACACAGACUGGAGCAGCUCUGUUAGUGUUUGUCUCGCCUUUUGGAAAGAAGGUGUUAUGGAUCUGCAACUUUUCCAGUGCUGGAGAGUCGCCCUGCUGCUUCUAUUGAUGCCAUGCGGGCACCAGUGUGUGUCGGUGCACAUCCUCAACAAGGAGCCGCUGCACGUCAUCCCCGGCUCCAGUCUGGUUCUGAAAGCCCGCAUCGAGCAGGGGCCCCUGGAAAAGGUCUCCAUGGUAACCUGGGAACGGGAGGAUGAAACUGGAAUUGCUCCCACUAGAGCGACACUGGCAUCAUGCCCUGGCGAAAGCUCCGAGUGCUCUGGUACGAGGCCAAACGUCCGUGUGAACGUGGAGCAGCAGGAGACGACACUUCAGAUUAAUGGAUACAGCAGAGCGGACGGCGGCGUGUACGCUGUGACUGUGACGGAUCACACGGGAGCCAAGACCACCGCUCACUGCAUCGUCAGGGAAUAUGAGGCCGUGAACCACGUCUCCGUCAGCAUCAACAUGUCUCACUCCUCGCUGGUGUGCGGCGAGGCCUGGGGGACGGACCCGCACUUCAGCUGGCUCCACGAGAGAGUCGCCAUUAGCAGGACAGUCGGAAAAGUCUCGGAAGAUGGAUCGUUGUUGUUGGUGACCAUGACCCCCAUUUGUGGCCACUUCACCUGUAUGGUUAGCAACAAGCUGGGCUACAGUUCCGCCACCUACACUGCAGGACCUUGUGAGACGGAAGGCAGAGGGACGACGGCGGCUGUCGUGUGUUUCAUUCUCCUGCUGCUGUUUGGAGGAGCGCUGGCAUUUCUGCUGUGGCGGAGACACCGGCUCAACAACAGAGGAGACAGUCUGCAUGAGCGUCUGGAAGAAACCAUCUGAAAGAAAAAAGACCCAUGGCCUCACUUCUCUUACUCUGAGGUCAAAUGAGAACAGGAAAUGGACUGAGCUGUGAGGGAGGGACCUCAUGUCCUGUGAGCGGUAUGAACUCACACGGCAGUAAAACAAUGUGAAGAGUGAGCCGCUCACUGGAAGAUAAAGAUAAGAAGUAAUGAGCUGGACGUGCCAGCAGCGUCUCUACACUUCCUCUUGCUGGGCUGUAUCUGACACUGUAUUGUAAUAGUGAGAGCACUGAUCAUUUUGUAUCGUCUAUGCUUUGUAUUUUAAACGUACUGUAUUGCUUUCAUAAUAAAACUUGUUUACAAAAUGUGAGCGAGGCUUAAAUGAUUCACUAGAAUAUGUAUCUGAAAAUAAUCAGCCUUCUUUCAACUUGAGUC